AUUGCUUUGAAAGAAACAAUUGGCAUGAACAGCCACGGUUAGGAUCAGAUGUGGUAAUUUUUUUGCAAAUGGAUCACUGUACUGCCAAAACGAUAAAGACUGGACUUACAAUGGUUGGGAAAGUAGUUACCCAGCUGACAGGGACGCUGCCUUCAGGAGCAACUGAAGAAGAAAUUUUAGCUCAUAGCAACAUUCGUCGAAGUCCUCUGGUGCCGGGAAUCAUCACUAUUAUUGACACAGAGACAGUUGGAGAAGGACAGGUGCUUGUUAGCGAGGAUUCUGAUAGUGAUGGUAUUGUGGCCCACUUCCCUGCACAUGAGAAGCCUAUUUGCUGCAUGGCUUUUAACCCUAGCGGGAUGUUGCUGGUCACUACUGACACAUUAGGCCAUGAUUUCCAUGUUUUUCAAAUACUGACACAUCCUUGGUCAUCAUCACAAAGUGCCGUCCAUCAUUUGUAUACACUUCACAGGGGAGAGACUGAAGCCAAAGUCCAAGACAUCUCCUUCAGCCACGACUGUCGCUGGGUAGUGGUCAGCACCCUCCGUGGCACUUCUCACGUUUUUCCCAUCAAUCCCUACGGAGGGCAGCCCUGCGUCCGGACGCACAUGUCGCCCCGGGUGGUAAAUCGCAUGAGCCGCUUCCAGAAGAGCGCCGGCUUGGAGGAGAUCGAGCAGGAGCUGACCUCGAAGCAAGGAGGUCGCUGUAGCCCUGUCCCCGGCCUGUCGAGCAGCCCAUCUGGCUCGCCGCUCCACGGUAAGCUGAACAGCCAGGACACUUACAACAACUUCACCAACAACAACCCGGGGAACCCUCGGCUCCUGCCGCUCCCGAGUCUGACGGUGGUGCUGCCUCUUGCUCAGAUCAAGCAGCCAAUGACAUUAGGGACCAUCACCAAGCGCACAGGACCUUACCUGUUUGGAGCAGGAUGUUUUUCUAUAAAAGCUCCCUGCAAAAGCAAGCCAGCUCCACAAAUUUCACCCAGCAAGUCUGUGGGAGGAGAGUUUUGUGUCGCUGCAGUCUUUGGAUCGUCAAGAUCCUGGUUUGCCAACAAUCCUGGUCUGAAAAGAGAAAAAGAUCAAUCCAAACAGUUUGUAGUGGAAUCCUUGUACAUUAUCAGUUGUUAUGGCAGCCUGGUGGAACACGUGUUGGAGCCGCGUCCUCUCAGCACUGCUCCCAAGAUCAGUGAUGACACGCCCUUGGAAAUGGUGACGUGCCCCAGAGCCAGCUGGACGUUGGUUAGAACUCCUCAGUGGAAUGAGCUCCAACCACCAUUUAAUGCAAACCAUCCCCUGCUCCUGGCGGCAGAUGCGGUGCAGUACUACCAGUACCUCCUCGCUGGCUUGGUCCCACCAGGGAGUCCUGGACCUAUUACUCGCCAUGAAUCAUAUGACAGCUUGGCAUCUGACCACAGUGGGCAAGAGGAUGAAGAGUGGCUGUCCCAGGUUGAAAUAGUGACUCACACUGGGCCUCAUAGGCGCCUGUGGAUGGGCCCACAGUUCCAGUUCAAAACAAUCCACCCAUCUGGCCAAACAACAGUCAUUUCGUCGAGUUCUUCAGUGCUGCAGUCCCAUGGUCCAAGUGACACCCCGCAGCCCCUUCUGGACUUUGAUACAGAUGAUCUAGAUCUCAACAGUCUCAGAAUUCAGCCCGUUCGCUCGGAACCCGUUAGCAUGCCAGGAUCGUCACGGCCAGUUUCCGAUCGCAGAGGAGUUUCCACAGUGAUUGAUGCUACCUCAGGUAGAAAUAUGUUGAUUUCAUUUCUUAAUUCAUGGCAUUCAUUGACCUUGUCUUCAAGAGCUCUUAGGAAUUGA
This is a messenger RNA of Tinamus guttatus (white-throated tinamou), 1811 nucleotides long. NCBI's taxonomy places the organism in Eukaryota, Metazoa, Chordata, Aves, Tinamiformes, Tinamidae. The record is from RefSeq and is a predicted model, not a curated record.